Molecule: messenger RNA, 1080 nt
Organism: Medicago truncatula (barrel medic)
Lineage: Eukaryota; Viridiplantae; Streptophyta; Magnoliopsida; Fabales; Fabaceae
Exons: 3
Coding region: 392-1048 (218 amino acids)
Source: RefSeq, a predicted model, not a curated record
UUUAAAUCAAAAUUUCUGUUCCUAUAAAUUAGUAUCAACUACUAUGAUGUUAUUUGUGUCAAAAAAACUACUAUGAUGUUAUCUAUUCCUAUGCCCUAAAACUUUUUGUUCCGCUUAGUCGGCUCAACUAUUUAUCAUAUUACAACUAACUUUUUGUUCCCUAAGAUAUAAAUAAGACCAUCCCUCUUUUCCCCUUACUCUCACGCACAUAUAUUCAUCAGAUUUUUUGAGUCCAUUCUUUUCCUUCAAUUUUUCACCGUGUGGCCUAAAGCACUAACUCUUUUUUCUCUUGCAAGCACUUCGUGAGAUCGUAGAGUUUCCGUGCUAGGAAGAAAAAACGCUUAAGAUAAUUGCAUUUUAUUCACUAAUUUAACCAUGUCCUCUUUCAAACAUGCAUGGUCUUGGUCUCUACCUUCUUCUACUUGUCGUUUCCCACAGCCUGCUUACAAGUCCAAUGGCCUAUGCCUGGUAUGGCCGCCGACGAGGCUACUUGUUGAUACCAUUGACGCAUAGACAUAGGAGGAGGUAUGAUCCAGAUGAUGAUCUACUUCAUGAUAUCAACACUUACAGAAAAGCUCUCAACCUCCCUAUCCUUGAGAAAAACUACAAGGCAUCUUGUUUAGCCAACAGAAUUGCAUAUGAUCUAGAAGAUAAGCAUUGUGAAUACUUUCAUGAUUUUCAUCCUUUACCCGGUAUCAACCCCGAAAUUCCAAACUUCCAAAGGAGUGUUAAGAAAUGUGACAUCAACAUCAACACCACAAGAGAUGGGGUCGUUAUGCCAGUUUGUGUGCCCGAAAUAAUGCACGAAAAUGAUUUGUUUUCUAAUUACACUAAAAAUAGUCGUUUUACACCAUAUUUGAAUAAUUCCAAGUAUACAUUAGCUGGGGUUGGUCAUGAUCUUGAUAAGAUGGUUCUUAUAAUUGGUACCAACACAGCUUCUGGAGAUUUUUCUUCUGCUACUUAUUUGCUUCAUGGUGCUUCAAAGGGACGUCAUUGGCUACUGAUGACGACUGCUUUCUUGAGUUUGUUUGUUUUUUUGUUCAAUUAAACUGAAUGUUAUUUUCUGCUCCAUUUCUCGUA